CGUUCCCAAAUAAUCGGCUCAGUAUCGAAUCGAACGAGCAAAAGUGAAAAACGGUAAAGAGAUGAUAUACCCAACGCUACUCGCAGUGGUAGCAAUAGCCUUCACAAUUCCGGCCACUUCUGCGCAGCUGGAGAACUUCUGCCACGGAGUCAUUGCUGGUAUUUUUCCACAUCCGGAUCCGCGGCUGUGCUUCAUGUAUGUGUCAUGUGCCUUCGAGGAAGCGUUCCUGUAUCAAUGUAAUGAAGGAUUCGUCUUUGACGAAAGCAUUUCGGAGUGCGUUCCCGGAGAAUGGGAAGAUUGUGGACGGGAAAUAAACCCAGAGUUGGAGCUGAUCUGUGCCAACGUUUCAUAUGGAGUGUUUGAAUAUGAAGAGGAUUGCGGAAAGUUUAUCUUCUGUCAACGUGGAAGGGCAUCGUUGAUCGAGUGCUUGGAGAAUGAAAUAUGGCUUCAAGAGAAGGGUUCUUGUGUGUUCGGAGAUAGAGACACUUGUCAACCGGGAGAUGUGUUUUGUAUGGGAAUGCCAGACGGAGUGAUUCCCCAUCCAGAGGGGUGUGGCAAAUUUGUUGAAUGUGUUGAUGAGCGCAGCACUGUCAUGAACUGCGACAGAGGAAUGAUAUUUGAAGAGGGUGGCGUAGAAUGUGUGAUCGGAAGUUUACAGACAUGUCAGUCCUCGGAAGGCAUUUGCAGCGACCAACCUAAUACACUACAUCCACAUCCGGAGUUAUGUGAUCUUUUUAUGAGAUGUGAUGGUAGUGAUGCGAUACUCAUGACCUGCGGGCCAAAUGAAAUAUUCCGGCCAGACAUUCAGUUCUGUGUGCCCGGUGAUCAAGACACUUGUGUCCCAAGUAGACCAGAAGAAGCUUGCGUUGGCAGACCUGAUGGAAUCGUACCGCAUCCAGAUCGGUGCAAUCAAUAUAUUGCCUGCAACGGUGGUAGCUCGUCCGUGCACGAUUGUCCUACAGGACAGAUUCUUCGACCAGAAGUACCAAUUUGCGUGGCAGGUAAUUCAGAUACGUGCGAGUUAAUGGACGGAGUUUGUACAGGACGUCCAGAUAGAUACGUAAUAGAGCAUCCAAACUAUUGCGGAUGGUUCAUUUGGUGUCAAAACGGACAAGCGAGCGUCUUCCAGUGUCCGGCGAACGAAAUACUUCGACCAGAUAUGCAGUUUUGCGUGCCUGGCACUGAAGAAACAUGUGAAGCUGCUGAGAUAGACGAAAUGUGUAAUGGACGCCAUGGGGUUAUCUAUCCCCAUCCUGAUCGAUGUGAUCAGUACAUACGUUGUGAAGAAGGUAAUCUGAACAUAAACUCCUGCCCUCCAUACAUGGUCAUAGAACGAGGAACCAUUCAAUGCGUUGCCGGUAAUACGGAAACCUGUGAGCUUUACGUUGAUCUCUGUCGAGGACGACCAGAUGGCAUUAUUCCGCACCCAUCCAGAUGUCAUUUGUAUAUUGAAUGUCGAUCGGGGCAGGUAGAUUUGAAUUCGUGCCCUGAAGGACUCAUCUUCGAUUCAUCACAAUCACAAUGCGUCCCCGGUAAUACAGAGACGUGCGAUCACUUGGUAGAAUAUUGUAUAGAUCGACCGGAUGGAGUGAUUCCGCAUCCCAAUCGAUGUGAUUUGUUCAUGAUCUGUACCAAUGGAAUCACGUCGGUACACCAGUGUCCAUGGGGAGAAAUUCUUCGUCCCGAUAUGCAAUUCUGCGUUCCUGGUAACAGCGAUACGUGCCAGUUUACACCAAUUGACGGAAUGUGUAACAAUCGUGAAGGAACUGUAAUCUACCCACAUCCCUACGAUUGUUCACAGUUUGUGCGAUGCCAGGAAGGCCAACUCAGUGUUGAAAAUUGUCGUGAAGGAACAAUAUUGCAGCCCGGAACAAUUCAAUGUGUCGCCGGUAAUCGGGAUACUUGCGAACUGUAUCUGGAUAGGUGUAUAGGAGUCGAGCAACAAAUUAUUCCGCAUCCUUCCGAAUGUCACCUCUACAUGAGAUGUGAUUCUGGUCAGGCUUCGGUCGACUCUUGCACUCGUGGUAUGGUAUUCAUCGAUGGAGUUUGCGUCAUUGGUGAUCGCGACUCGUGCGAAUCUUGGCAAUUGGUCUGCGGAGCUAUUGCAAAUCAGAUAAUAUCACAUCCAAAUUUCUGCGAUUUGUACAUCGAGUGUCGUGAUGGACUAACGAGCAUGCGACCUUGCUCUUCAGGACUAAUUCUGCACCCAAAUAUGCAGGUCUGCACUCCAGGUUUUCUGGACACAUGUGAGUUCAUUCCAAAGGAGGAAAUGUGUGAUGGCCGAGCCCAAGGACGUUUCCCGAUACCCGAUCAAACGCAGUGUAAUGAGUUUGUCACUUGUUCAAAUGGUGUGGGAAGUUUGGAUUCAUGUCAGGAUGGAACGGUUAUGCGACCUCGAUUUAUCGAUUGCGUUCCUGGCAACGAGCUCACCUGUGCGGCUUAUCCUCACAUUUGCCUCUUCCGACCGAACGAGCACAUUCCUCAUCCAGUAAGAUGUGAUAUGUUCGUAUCGUGCAUCUCGGAAAUGCCACAUGUCGUGCCCUGCCAACGAGGCGAAAUAUACAACGCCGACAGAGACAUGUGCGUCCCUGGAAGUGCUGCGUCUUGCGUAUCAUUCGAACAAGUCUGUAGUGACCAAGAAGAUGGAUUCAUACCGCAUUUGAACUAUUGUGAUUUGUUCAUCGCCUGUACGGGAGGAGUUGCCACCGUGGAAGCGUGCCCUUGUGGUGAGAUUUUCGUACCGGAAAUACAGCAGUGUCUACCGGGGGAUGCCGAAACUUGUGUACUGCAGCCGGUUUAGAGUCAAGGGGGGUGAAUAUAAUGGAGCCUGAUAAGCUUUUCGGCAUGUGAUUGAGUUAAGAAAAAUACUUAAAAAAAAUCAGGCAAAUAAUGUAAGCAUCAGUCGAAAUUUCGUUCAAAGAUCAAACAUUCUUAUUUCAAAUACAUUUAUUUAACAAUCUAA
Molecule: messenger RNA, 2962 nt
Organism: Aedes aegypti (yellow fever mosquito)
Lineage: Eukaryota; Metazoa; Arthropoda; Insecta; Diptera; Culicidae
Exons: 1
Coding region: 62-2800 (912 amino acids)
Cellular component (GO): extracellular region
Molecular function (GO): chitin binding
Source: RefSeq, a predicted model, not a curated record